Ailuropoda melanoleuca (giant panda) is the source of this 1008-nucleotide messenger RNA. Its product is annotated as olfactory receptor 4N5-like. Gene Ontology annotation, biological process: G protein-coupled receptor signaling pathway. The coding region runs from base 1 to 1008 and encodes 335 amino acids. Gene Ontology annotation, cellular component: membrane. NCBI's taxonomy places the organism in Eukaryota, Metazoa, Chordata, Mammalia, Carnivora, Ursidae. The transcript has 3 exons. The record is from RefSeq and is a predicted model, not a curated record. Gene Ontology annotation, molecular function: G protein-coupled receptor activity; olfactory receptor activity.
AUGGAGGAGUUUCGCUACCAUAGAUUGAGAUAUUUGGUAGAGGCAGAGGAGAUGGAAAAUGACAACAGCACAGUGGUGAAAUUCAUCCUUCUUGGUCUGACCCAGUCUCGAGAUAUUCAGCUCCUGGUCUCUGUUCUAAUUUUAAUUUUCUAUCUCAUCAUCCUCCCCAGAAAUUUCCUCAUCAUCCUCACCAUCAGAUCAGACCCUGGCCUCACAGCCCCCCUCUACUUCUUUCGGGGCAACUUGGCCUUCCUGGAUUCAUCCUAUUCCUUCAUUGUAGCUCCUAGGAUGCUGGUGGACUUUCUGAGUGAGUGUAAGACCAUCUCCUUUGAGGGCUGCAUUUCUCAGAUCUUCUUUUUGCACCUCUUCACUGGGACUGAGAUUGUGCUGCUGAUCUCCAUGUCUUUUGACAGGUAUAUUGCCAUAAGCAAACCUCUCCAUUAUUCAACAAUUAUGAGCCAAAGAGCAUGUGCUGGACUUGUGGUAACCUCUUGGACAGUGGGCUUCCUGCAUACAAUGAGCCAGUUAGCUUUAACCCUCUAUUUACCCUUCUGUGGUCCCAAUGUUGUAGACAGUUUCUUCUGUGACCUUCCUUUCAUCAUCCAGCUGGCUUGUAUAGAUAUGUAUGUUCUUGGAAUCUUCAUGAUCUCAACCAGUGGUGUGAUUGCUCUUAUAAGUUUUCUGCUUUUGCUCACCUCCUAUGUCAUUGUUCUUGUCACAAUCAAGGCCCACUCCUCUACAGGAACAUCUAAGGCUUUGUCUACCUGCACUGCACAUUUCAUGGUUGUGUUAAUGUUCUUUGGGCCCUGCAUCUUUAUCUAUGUGUGGCCUUUCACCAACUUCCUGGUAGACAAAGUUCUGUCUGUUUUCUAUACCAUCUUCACCCCCUUUCUGAAUCCACUUAUCUACACCUUGAGAAAUCAGGAAGUGAAGACAGCUGUGAAGAAGAAACUACGUCAUCAAAACUUAAACCUUGGGAAAACUACUCCAAGUUACCCAGUGCAAUGA